Triticum dicoccoides is the source of this 2287-nucleotide messenger RNA. Its product is annotated as serine/threonine-protein kinase-like protein ACR4. Bases 420 to 1451 code for a protein of 343 amino acids. Gene Ontology annotation, biological process: protein phosphorylation; cell surface receptor signaling pathway. The record is from RefSeq and is a predicted model, not a curated record. Gene Ontology annotation, molecular function: ATP binding; protein kinase activity. The transcript is spliced from 9 exons. Lineage: Eukaryota; Viridiplantae; Streptophyta; Magnoliopsida; Poales; Poaceae.
GUCCAAUGACGAAAAGGAGUUAUUGCAGGCUGCUUCCACUGAAAAAGAUGGAAACGCGUCCAAAGAGAUCGCAGCAGAGUUUGGAAGAAAUGAUAUUUGCAGAGUUUCCGAGCAGUCCUGUUCCUCUCAAACGCGGAGACUUUUAUUUGCAAAAGCAAGAGGGGCCCAUCUCAACCUGUUGAAUUUUCUGUGCAUGUGGGACCCUCUCAUUGGAGCUAUAUUGUCGUUGCUUUGCUUUGUUUUUGACUGGAUGACUUAGUCUACUCACGCCUUGCUGGUGAGUGGUGACCGGUGGGUGCUACAAUUAAUCUACCCAAAUGGCAUUGGUUUUCUCCAAAGGUUUCUCUUGUCCCUGUAGCUGUAGGAUGACAGAUCGCUAGUCGUGCAAGCAAGCAAGCAGAGAGAUAGAGAGCGAGGAUAUGGAUAUCGCGCAGCCUGCAGGGGCGGAUGCGGUGAAGCUUGUGGUCAUGAUCGUUCAGGCAGCUCAGACAGUUCGCCACAACAAGAAGACCUGCCAGCAGCUCGUCAACCGCGCGCAGAUGAUCGGCGGCCUGCUGGAGAAGCUGCAGGGCUCGGAGAAGAUGCGGCAGCCAGAGAUACGGAGCCCGCUGAAGGUGCUCGAGGGGGUCCUAGGCGAGGCCCACGCGCUCGUCAAAUCCUGCCAAAGCAGCAGCUAUGUAUACCAGUUCUUGAUGGGCCGGAAGCAGGCUGAUCAGUUCCUUGUUGUGCAAAAUAAAAUAGACUCGUAUCUGCUGCUCUUCCCACUAAUCAGCCACAUCGAAACUGCAGCUCAACUGGACCAAAUUCUGAAUGCCGUACGGCCACAGGCUGCUGAAGUGAUGCCAAAGUUACUUAGUGGCUGCUCAAACUACGGUGCUACUAGGUGCUCAUCUGGUGAUGCCAGGAUUGAAGUUUGUGGUAUAUCCGGAAGAGUUCACGCAAUAAAUGAGCCAUUUGCUGUAAAGGAAAGCCAGCAAGCAGGCUCUUCAAAUGUUGUCGAAUCAUUAUCAACCAAACAAAGCAGAAUGAGGCGCCAUUGCUGUGGACAGCAUAAGGAGUCACCCACAAUUCAUAGGCUUACUGGUGACGAAGGGUCCUUCAAGUUCACUUUCUUCCAGUUGGUGGAUGCUACCAAAAAAUUCUGCCCUGCAAACCAGAUUGGAAAAGGUACCUUUGGCUGUGUUUACAAGGGUCGACUACGUGAUGGACUUGAAGUUGCAAUCAAAAGACGUUCUGAAGUUCCUCCGUCACCUAGUCAAUUGGAUUUCCAUAAUUUGGAGUUUAGCAAUGAGGUUUGCUUUCUUACUGAACUUCAGCAUACCAAUAUUGUCAAACUUCUGGGAUGCUGCAUCCAUGGAGCAGAGAGAGUUUUGGUCUAUGAAUAUAUGGCCAAUGGAAGCUUCGAUACCUUCAUCUUUGGUGCAAGAACAAAAAGGGCCUAUCUUGACUAGCCCACGCGCUCCAAAAUAAUGAAAGGGGUGGCUGAAGGACUUCUGUAUCUUCAUAAGCAGUGUGGGCUAUACAUUAUACAUGGAGAUCUAAAGCCAAGUAACAUUCUCUUGGAUUCUGACAUGAAUCCCAAGAUCUCUGAUUUUGGCAUAGCUAGGAAGUAUAGCCCCGGUGUGGAUGAUGAGUUUACUGACCGCGUAGUGGGCUCGACUGGUUUUAUUGCCCCAGAAUAUCAGAAAAGAGGACUUUUCUCAACAAAGUCUGAUGUGUAUGGCUUUGGAGCAUUGCUUCUUGAGGUCAUCAGUGGCAAGAGGUGCUUCUCACUUUCGAGUGGAGCUGAUUAUGGUGUUUUGAAUAAGAGGGCCUGGUUGUUAUGGGGUAGAGGAAGAUUCAUGAAGAUUGUCGACCCUCACUUACGCGGUGAAUCUCAUGCAGCAGAGAUAGUGAGGUGCAUCCAGAUAGCAUUGCUGUGCGUCGAGGAAGACGCGGCGAACCGACCCACCAUGCAGGAGGUUGUUCUGAUGCUAAGCUGCCAGAGUGUUGCGUUGCCAACAUCAGCGCCCGGCUUACCUGAAUGCUGAAAUGGCAAAGCCUACAAUUUAAGACCACGGAACUCUUCUUUCUGCCUGAACAGGUUUGUAAUCAAAGUUGCAGAUAUUGUACAUCGACUCUGUUGUGUGUGUUUUGUGGCAUAGCAGCUCAAGUACUACCUGAUGUUUUCAUCUGCUGGGUAAAGAAGCUGUAGAAGAUAUUAAUCAAGAGUGUUGAGACCAAACUCAUUUCAGGCAGCAUAAUGUUGCAACUGAUGUCACGGAAAACGUAAUUUGUCCCUUAGAAU